CAACCUAAGGCUUCUCCUAGAUAAAAGAGCUACAGAGCUUGGAGGAUCAACAGAACAAAACUGUGCACGGCACAGCAUUGGUGAUGUCAGAGCACUAAUCUCUCUGGAGGGAUUGGCGGAUGGACGGUUGUCAGAAACAUUUGAUGCUACCCUGGACAAAAGCUGUUGGAGGCAGAGGGAGAGACAGAGGCAGAGGAAGAGUCGGAGCAGAGAGAGCUCUGUGGCUUUGUUUUGUGUUCAUGGAGCUUUCGGAGUGAGGUUACCAUAUUCCAGCAUGGGAAGAGCGGCUAUAGAGAGCAGCUGAACAGUGGAGACUUUGGGUGAGAGCCAGCAGACACGCUGACUCUCUUUCCCUCUUUUUCUUUGUGAAUCUUAUAUCCAAUCACAAACACUCACUCUUAGCCCACAGUGGGGCUUGGGCCCUGAGCCUUAGCCUCUCAUCUUACCUUUGCUGCAAGCACAAGGGGAGUUAGCGGGCAGCCUGCCCUAGCCCUAAAGGAGUCACACCAUGCUCUCAGUGGACCUCAGUAAAGGAUUUAUUUAUCAGAGAACUGAUGAGGAGGCUGUGGUGGACCGUGGGGGCACACGCUCCAUGCUCAACACCAACUUUGAGAAGGAAGAGUUAGAAGGUCACCGCACUCUCUACAUCGGGGUUCACGUUCCCCUGGGCAGAAGGUCACACCGCCGUCAUCGUCACCACGGCCACAGACACAGGAAGAGGUCCAAGGAAAGGGACUCCACUGCUGAUGAUGGCAGAGAAUCCCCCUCGCACACAGACACACCAGCUCAGAGGGUGCAGUUUUUGCUGGGGACAGAGGAUGGGGAUGAGGAACACAUCCCCCAUGCCCUGUUUACCGAGCUGGAUGAAAUCUGCCUCAGGGAGGGCGAGGAUGCAGAAUGGAAAGAGACAGCCAGGUGGCUGAAGUUUGAGGAAGAUGUGGAGGAUGGUGGUGAGAGGUGGAGUAAGCCCUAUGUGGCCACUCUUUCUCUACACAGCCUGUUUGAGCUUCGUAGCUGCAUCAUGAACGGCACAGUGAUGCUGGACAUGAGAGCCAACUCGCUGGAGGAGAUUGCAGAUAUGGUACUGGACCAGCACGAGGUAUCUGGCCCAGUAGGUCAAGAUGCCAGGAGAAGGAUCCGCGAGGCCCUGCUUAAACAGCAUCACCACCAAAACCACAAGAAACUGGCCAACCGCAUCCCCAUUGUUCGUUCUUUUGCAGAUAUUGGCAAGAAGCAGUCUGAGCCUCAUUCCAUGGACAAGAAUGGCCAAACAGUCUCACCUCAGUCCCAGCCAGCUAACAAUGAGGGCAAACAGGACGUCAGCAGAGAAAACAGUGCUGUCGACUUCAGUAAGAUUGACCUCCACUUUAUGAAGAAAAUCCCUCCUGGUGCUGAGGCGUCCAAUGUCCUGGUGGGGGAGCUGGAGUUCCUAGAGCGCCCUGUUGUGGCCUUCGUCCGCCUGGCACCUGCUGUGCUGCUGAACGGCCUGGCUGAGGUUCCCAUCACCACCAGGUUUCUUUUCAUCCUGCUUGGUCCUCUGGGAAAAGGUCCACAGUAUCAUGAAAUCGGCAGGUCAAUUGCUACUCUGAUGACAGAUGAGGUUUUCCAUGAUGUGGCAUAUAAAGCCAAAGACAGAAAUGACCUGGUGGCAGGCAUUGAUGAGUUUCUGGACCAGGUGACAGUGUUACCUCCUGGAGAAUGGGAUCCCUCCAUCAGAAUUGAGCCUCCGAAAAAUGUUCCCUCUCAGGAAAAGCGGAAGAUUCCCCCUGUUCCCAAUGGAGUGACAGAUCUUGGAGAGUCAGGGGAGCAUGGAGGGCAUGGCGGCCCGGAGCUUCAGCGCACUGGGAUGUUAUUUGGUGGGUUAAUCUUGGACAUCAAGAGAAAGGCUCCUCACUACCUUUCUGACUACACAGAUGCUAUCAGUCUGCAGUGUCUGGCCUCCUUCCUCUUUCUCUACUGCGCCUGUAUGUCACCUGUCAUCACCUUUGGGGGACUGCUGGGAGAAGCUACUGAAGGGCGUGUGAGUGCUAUUGAGUCCCUGUUUGGGGCAUCAAUGACCGGAAUAGCCUACUCUCUUUUUGCUGGUCAGCCCCUUACCAUUCUGGGCAGCACUGGGCCUGUUCUUGUCUUCGAAAAGAUCCUCUUCAAGUUCUGCAAGGAGUAUGGCCUCUCCUACCUCUCCCUGAGGGCCUGUAUUGGCCUGUGGACAGCCUUCUUCUGUCUGCUGCUGGUGGCCACGGAUGCAAGCUCACUUGUCUGUUACAUCACACGCUUCACUGAAGAAGCCUUCGCUGCCCUGAUCUGCAUUAUCUUCAUCUACGAAGCCCUAGAGAAGCUGUUCCACCUGGGGGUGCACUACCCCAUCAAUAAAAACAACAACCUGCAGAAACUUACACAGUACUGGUGUGUAUGUGCAGAACCCAGGGACCCCAGCAAUGAGACUUUAAGGUUCUGGGAGGAAAGGAACAUCACAGCCUCCCAGGUCAACUGGACCACCCUCGAGGUCAAGGAGUGUGAGAUGUUUCAUGGGGAGUUUGAGGGCACGGCCUGUGGUCCCCAUGGUCCCUACAUCCCUGAUGUCCUCUUCUGGUGUGUCGUCCUCUUCUUCUCCACUGUCUUCAUGUCUGCAUUCCUGAAAGAGUUCAAGACAAGCCGUUACUUUCCCACCAAGGUGCGGGCCAUCAUCAGUGACUUUGCUGUCUUCAUCACUAUCCUCACCAUGGUCCUCAUAGACUAUGCCUUGGGAAUCCCAUCACCUAAAUUACAGGUCCCCAGCAAGUUCAAACCAACCAGAGAUGAUCGUGGCUGGGUUAUAAAUCCUGUGGGGCCCAACCCCUGGUGGACCACUAUCAUCACCUUCAUCCCAGCUCUGCUCUGUACCAUCCUCAUUUUCAUGGACCAGCAGAUCACUGCUGUCAUCAUCAACAGGAAGGAGCACAAACUGAAAAAAGGCUGCGGAUACCACCUGGACCUGUUUGUGGUUGGGGUGAUGCUGGGCGUUUGCUCUGUCAUGGGCCUGCCGUGGUUCGUGGCAGCCACGGUCCUCUCCAUCUCGCACGUAAACAGUCUGAAGCUCGAGUCCGAGUGCUCGGCCCCUGGAGAGCAGCCUAAGUUCCUGGGGAUCCGAGAACAGCGCUUCACUGGUCUGAUGAUCUUCACCCUGAUGGGCUGCUCAGUGUUUAUGACAUCUGUGCUGAAGUUUAUCCCAAUGCCUGUGCUGUAUGGAGUGUUUCUGUACAUGGGAGCUUCUUCACUCAGAGGCAUUCAGUUCUUUGAUCGUCUGAAGCUGUUUGGGAUGCCAGCAAAACAUCAGCCAGACUUCAUCUACCUUCGCCACGUCCCGCUGAGGAAGGUACACCUGUUCACCAUCGUUCAGCUCUCCUGCUUGGUCCUUCUGUGGAUCAUCAAGACCUCUAGAGCUGCCAUCGUUUUCCCCAUGAUGGUCUUGGCUCUAGUGUUCAUUCGUAAACUGCUGGACUUCAUUUUCACCAAAAGAGACCUGAGCUGGCUGGACGACCUGAUGCCAGAGUGGAAGAAGAAGAAACUGGAAGAUGCAGCACAAGAGGAAGAGCACAGUAUUAUAGCAGAGGAAGAGGGGAUUGUUCAGGUGCCACUGGAGGGACAUUACAAGAGUGACCCUGCCACAGUCAACAUCACUGAUGAGAUGUCCAAAGGAUCUUUUGGAAAUGUGUGGAAGAGUGUCAACCCUGAGAGCACCAAGAGGGAGCCCAGCACUAAAAGCUCCACUAGUGGGGAAAGGCGACACAAGCGGCGGAGGCAUGAGAAGAGCUUGGACAGGGAGACAAGUUUGUGAUGACACAUACUGGUGGUGCCACUGUGCUGUCAAUCUUUUAAAAUAAAUAAUACCGUGCCACACUCAGCCACCUUUGUACUGUGCUACACUGUGUUUUUGUCAUGUAAGUCUGUGUGCAAGUUGUGUAGAACAAAUAAAAAUUUGUUAGAAACAGUAUUAACACGAGAAACUAAGACACAUUUGUGUUCUUUUUCUAUGUAUAUCAAUGUUUGGAGAUACCAGCAACAGAAGGAAGCCAGAGUUGUAUGACUGCUGUGUCAGUGGGCCAAUUACUUAAAAUUUUAAAACAUUUUUAAAUCUAAUUUAUUUGUAUUUUGUAUGUUUUUUAUAUUUUUCCAACAAUAGCAACUGCGAGUUGUGCUUUUAAAAUCCUGCUACAGUAAAACACUGUGCAGUUUCUGACUGGUUGCACCUCACAAUAAGAAUCUUUCAGAGUAGGUAUUUGCCAAUACUAAUCUAUUCCACUGGUAUCUAAAAGAGUUGGCUAUAUAGCGAAACUAGUCAAUUUUUUGGAAGUAUUUAUAUAUUCUGUAACCUGUAUAUCUAAAUGUUUUUGUGACAGUGACUACUCAUAUCACUCCACAUUUUUCUCCAUUGCUAUUUUACAAUAAAAUGUAUUUUCUUUAGUAAAGCAUCUCCCCGUGAGUUUUUCACAGGACAGCUUACUGGAGAAUUACAUUUUAAAUGGAGCAUGGCAGCAUAGUUUGGGUACUUGAAGUAUCUCUAGCUACUUGGCCUUGGCUUUUAAAAAUCAGCACAUUUGCAAAUGCAGAAAUUUAGGGUGACUGUGUAGAAAUCUCUAUUUUCCGCCUGCAUUCUCUUUGUCAUCUUGUCAGUAAGUGUCAUCCAUGGACAUGUGAUCUCCUCUCCAAAUGACCCUCAAUGUGUUAGCAUCUGAAGCUAAUUGUUUUAACACCUGCACCUAGGAUGAAACAGACUUUACUGUCUCUCUGCAGGAAUGGUUACUUCUAUAGAUGCAAUAAUACCUUUUUUCUGGGAAGGGCAACAUGUAAUAAAUGGUAAAGAGUCUUAACAAUGUAUAAUACAUAGUAUAUUUUAUUCAUGUAAAAUCUUACUAAUAUAUUACUAACAUAAAGUCAGUGUUGAAGGCAGGUGUUUUUUGUUAUAGAUGUUCUUUUUCCAUUGUCUACUUGAUGGUUCUUAGUUGAUUAGAAACUAUUAAUGGGUCAAAAUUAUAUCAGUAUUACAUAUUUUGACCACUCAUGUGUGGAAUUCUGCCUUAAAUUUAGUAGUGAUAGCUGUACACUUCUGUUUAAUAAUUUAAGUCACCUGUAUAGAAAACUCAGUUCAGAUCUGUUGUUUAAUUGUGAUUUGUUUCAUGAGAAUGAGUGAGUGGGUGCGAACAUAAAUAAAAAGUAAUAAACUCUGCCUAAAAAAUGAA
Molecule: messenger RNA, 5216 nt
Organism: Sphaeramia orbicularis (orbiculate cardinalfish)
Lineage: Eukaryota; Metazoa; Chordata; Actinopteri; Kurtiformes; Apogonidae
Product: sodium-driven chloride bicarbonate exchanger-like
Exons: 25
Coding region: 509-3814 (1101 amino acids)
Biological process (GO): bicarbonate transport; regulation of intracellular pH; transmembrane transport
Cellular component (GO): basolateral plasma membrane; plasma membrane
Molecular function (GO): solute:inorganic anion antiporter activity; monoatomic anion transmembrane transporter activity; sodium:bicarbonate symporter activity
Source: RefSeq, a predicted model, not a curated record